Molecule: messenger RNA, 2554 nt
Organism: Panicum hallii
Lineage: Eukaryota; Viridiplantae; Streptophyta; Magnoliopsida; Poales; Poaceae
Product: serine/threonine protein phosphatase 2A 57 kDa regulatory subunit B' theta isoform-like
Exons: 3
Coding region: 459-1976 (505 amino acids)
Biological process (GO): signal transduction
Cellular component (GO): protein phosphatase type 2A complex
Molecular function (GO): protein phosphatase regulator activity
Source: RefSeq, a predicted model, not a curated record
UUUAAUUUCCUCGCCCAAUUUGGCCCUCGCCCACCUACUAUCUCCCUCCCCGCACUGCGCCGGCCCCCCGGAAGAGACCCGAACGCACGAGCCACCACCGUCUCCUCCGCGAACUCCACCCAAAUUCCCACGGGCUCCCGGACCAAUCCGUCCGAUUCGCAGCCUUCCGCGCCUGCCCCGGGCCAAUCCCUGCGGGAAUUCGUGAUAAAGCCGCGAUUUUUCUCCGCCUUUUGCUUUCGCUCCCCGCGCCCCCUUUUCCUUUUUGACUCCGCCGGUCUGCCCCUUUAUUGCCGUUCCUGAUUGUGUUUCCCCGUCGAGAGGCGCGGUCUUGCGAGGGCGUCGAUCGCGGAUUCGGCUCCGGAGGCGUCGAUUCGAUCCCCAGGCGAAGGGAUUAUGGAUUUGGGGAGGCUUCUUUAGCGCGAUUGUGAUCGGGGACUUGUUCGGGGGUUCAAUCCGUCAUGAUUAAGCAAAUCCUCGGCCGGCUUCCCAAGAAGCCGGCCAAGUCCGGCGAGAAGGAGUUGGCCGGAGCGGGCACGUCGCUGCCCAGCCCGACAGCCGAUGCAAGAACCACCACGGAUUUGACCAUGUCUAGCAGGCUCGUCAAUCCCAGCAGUUAUGCCUCCACGGUCACAAAUCCCGGCCAGAACUACGCGGCCAGGAACGCCGGCGCUGGUGCCGGCGUCAGCAACGGGUUCACGGCCUCGGCCGGGUACGAGGCGCUCCCGAGCUUCCGGGACGUGCCGGCCUCCGAGAAGCCCAGCCUGUUCCUCAGGAAGCUGGCCAUGUGCUGCGUGGUGUUUGACUUCACGGACCCGACCAAGGAUGUGAAGGAGAAGGAGAUCAAGAGGCAGACGUUGCUUGAGCUGGUGGACUAUAUCACCUCUGCCACCGGGAAGUUCCCGGAGCCUGUUGUCCAGGAGGUCAUCAAGAUGGUGUCUAUAAAUUUGUUCAGAGCCCCAAACCCUGCUCCGAGAGAGAACAAGGUGCUCGAGUCGUUCGACUUGGAGGAGGAAGAGCCUGUCAUGGACCCGGCAUGGCCUCACUUGCAGAUUGUAUAUGAACUGUUCUUGAGAUUUAUUCAGUCUCCUGAGACAGAUGCAAAGCUGGCCAAGAGGUACAUUGAUCAUGGUUUUAUUAUCAGGCUUCUUGAUCUCUUUGACUCAGAGGAUCCUAGGGAGAGGGAGUACUUGAAAACAAUACUUCACAGGAUAUAUGGCAAGUUCAUGGUGCACCGUCCAUUCAUCAGGAAGGCAAUUAAUAAUAUCUUCUACAGGUUCAUAUUUGAGACAGAGAAGCAUAAUGGGAUUGCAGAGCUGUUAGAGAUUUUGGGGAGUAUAAUUAAUGGCUUCGCUUUGCCGCUCAAGGAAGAGCACAAAUUGUUUUUGGUCCGGGCAUUGAUUCCACUCCACAAACCAAAAUGUGUUGCCAUGUACCAUCAGCAACUGUCAUACUGUGUCACUCAGUUUGUUGAGAAAGAUUGCAAGCUUGCUGAUACUGUCAUAAGGGGUUUACUGAAGUAUUGGCCCAUCACGAAUAGCUCAAAGGAGGUGAUGUUUUUGGGUGAGCUAGAGGAGGUACUAGAGGCUACUCAGCCAGCAGAAUUCCAGAGGUGUAUGGUGCCCCUUUUUCGUCAGAUCGCCCGUUGUUUAUGCAGUUCUCACUUUCAGGUGGCAGAGAGAGCUCUCUUUCUAUGGAACAAUGACCAUAUUGAGGGUUUGAUCAAACAGAACAGUAAGGUGAUACUGCCCAUAAUCUUUCCUGCGUUAGAACGAAAUACAAAAGGCCAUUGGAACCAGGCAGUUCAAAGCUUGAGUCUAAAUGUUCGUAAAAUAUUCAUGGACCAUGAACCUGGACUGUUUGAGGAGUGCCGAAAGAAGUUUGAGGAAGAGGAAGCUCAAGAAGCUAGCAAGACGUCCAAACGUGAGGCUGUAUGGAAGCGUCUAGAAGAAAUCGCCUUGUCAAAAUCUGCUCAGUGAAGCAGCACAUCUUCCUGAGGCUAGUUCAUCGGCAGAGUUCAUCUAUCUAGUCUUGCUGACGGCAUAUGAGCAGAUCUCUCUCACUGGAUCAAGUUAGAUCGCUGAUGUAAGUGAUCAUGGAUGGAUGGUUGCCUCGUCUUACUUGUUGCCGGACAUUUUACAGGCUCACAUGUAAAUACGAGGUAGAUGAUGGGCUGCUUAAAGCUUCAACAGAGCCUCGGGUUCUGUCAGCUGUGUGACCCCCCUGAUGAUGAUAUCGGUUUCAUCAUCAGAGGACAAAGGAAUGCAGAGGCAAAUGAUCUGUUCUGGCUUUCCUGAGAUGCAGGCGACACAGCCUGCAGCUUAGUUUCCUGAUCCAGGGUCGGUUAGGAGCUGAUGAAAGAUCAGCAAGUCUGGUAGCACUUGCUCUUGCUUGGUGAUGGUGUUUUCGCUGAAAUGUAAUAUGCUUUAUGUAUGAAUGGUAACUUGAAGGCCAUGCCUCGUGAUAAUAUGUAAUCCAGUGUACAUGUGUUUUGCUUCCGUCAGUUUAUACAGAAAUUUGGAAUGAGCAGUGCUGAUUACCACCUGUUUCAUCAAAA